Messenger RNA from Ictalurus punctatus (channel catfish), 648 nucleotides. It is a transcript of the gene pfdn4, whose product is annotated as prefoldin subunit 4. NCBI's taxonomy places the organism in Eukaryota, Metazoa, Chordata, Actinopteri, Siluriformes, Ictaluridae. Gene Ontology annotation, cellular component: cytoplasm; prefoldin complex. The record is from RefSeq and is marked provisional. Gene Ontology annotation, biological process: protein folding.
AAGAUGGCAGCCACCGUCAAGAAAUCUGUCGCGGUCGAAGAUGUCAAUGUCACAUUUGAAGACCAGCAGAAGAUUAAUAAGUUUGCUAGGAGCACAAAUCGGGUGACCGAGUUGAAGGAUGAAAUAGAAGCCAAAAAAAAAUCUCUUCAGAAUUUAGAGGAUGCAAGCGAGGACCUUUUAAUGCUGGAGGACGAUGAUCUCCCGAUCCCAUAUCACAUCGGAGAUGUUUUCAUCAGUCACACGCAGGAGGACACGCUGCUGAUGCUAGAGGCCGCUAAGGAAACACUGAAGGAGGAAAUCAAAUCUCUGGAAGGUCGAGUAACAUCAAUACAGGAAGUCCUCGGAGAUCUGAAGGUUCAGUUGUAUGCCAAAUUUGGGAACAACAUUAAUCUGGAAGCUGAUGAAAGCUGAGUGCUUGAGUAUUUGGACUAUUUCACAAACUGACAACACCAGUUCCCUAUAUGGAGCUUAGAACCAGAUCUGUUUGAUGAAUUUGCAGCACUAUUCAUGGCUUCAGUCUUGUAUGGGUGGUUAUACUUCUGUACUUAAAGCAUUGUUUGGGAUUCUUUCAGAAGAAACUAGUCAUGAGCAUUCAUAGUCCAGAGUAGUUACUGUUGUUAAAAUAAAAAGUAUGAACUGAUGAUUUCA